UUUAUAUAUCUCUUCCUCAUUCCCUUUCUCUCUGGGUAGAUCCGGACACCAAUGAAGGUAGAAGAAUCCUAUUUGAAUAGCUCUACUUCAUGGUGAUUUUUACCCUUUGUUCUUACUUCUUUGAUCGAUUCAAGGAAGCAUUUGUUGGAUACUGAUUCUUUCAAGUUUACACCACAAGAAGAAACUACCCAUUCUGAGUAAUCUGAUAUUCAUCUUAGUUUUUUCUAUUAGUCAGCUCAGUGAAAUUAGCAAAACAUGGCAUCUGCAGAAGGUGUUUUUGGAGCCCAUUAUUCUUCUCUUCUGUCUCCAGUUCUUUCUGUUUGGGAGUGCAUUUUUUGUAAGUUGAGGUAUUGCUUGAUAUCUGAGUGGUUGUAGACGAAUCAUCUAUAGAAGUUCUACAUUAUUAUAUAUUAUAGGACAUAGUUAGUUACAUAUUAAGCAUACAUUAUUAUUAUACAUUUUAGACAAGAAAAAAGAUACAAAAUUGAGGUUAUAGAUGAUGGAUUGUGCUGGUAAUUUGCAACCUGGUGUUAGAAAAGGGGGGAAGAAGAAACAAGUGAAGGAUGAAAUGGAUAGAAUCAAACAGGCUGAGAAGAAAAAGAGACGGUUAGAGAAAGCAUUGGCAACUUCAGCAGCCAUAUGUUAUGAACUAGAAAUGAAGAAACAAAAGAAGAGAGAAGAACAGCAAAGGUUAGACGAAGAGGGUGCUGCGAUUGCAGAAGCUGUUGCUCUUCAUGUACUACUUGGUGAAGAAGAUUCUAAUGAAGAGAUGAAUAGGUGGAAUAUAUUGAACUUACAGGGGCAUUAUUUAGAACCACCAGCUUGCUAUGAACCGGAUUUUCGUGGAUCCAGAUGGAAUGAAUGGGGAAAGAAUUGUUGGUCUUUAUCUCCUCCUUAUGCUAAUGAUCCAGAAAUCUCUCUGGCUGUUGCUUCACUCCACCUUAGUGAAGAUGCUCAUGCUGACGUUUGUGUCUUUAAUAGAAUCUUACAUGGUUAGUUGAUGCUGUCACAACUGGGUUGUUCUUCUCCAUAUAACAGUCUUCUUCACUUCUUUUGGUUUUAUUUUCUUUCUCUCUUGUUUUGGGUUGCUUCUUGAUACGGGAAUGAUAAUGAAGAAGGUUUGUAUAUAGAUUACUACAAAUAUGAUUUUAUUUCCUUUUUUUUCUUAUCAAUAAUCAAAGAAAGAUUUAUGGAUUUUAA
This is a messenger RNA of Impatiens glandulifera, 1200 nucleotides long. RefSeq lists its product as uncharacterized. NCBI's taxonomy places the organism in Eukaryota, Viridiplantae, Streptophyta, Magnoliopsida, Ericales, Balsaminaceae. The record is from RefSeq and is a predicted model, not a curated record. The transcript has 2 exons. The coding region runs from base 497 to 997 and encodes 166 amino acids.